Molecule: messenger RNA, 633 nt
Organism: Pollicipes pollicipes
Lineage: Eukaryota; Metazoa; Arthropoda; Thecostraca; Pollicipedomorpha; Pollicipedidae
Product: thiosulfate sulfurtransferase/rhodanese-like domain-containing protein 3
Exons: 2
Coding region: 1-633 (210 amino acids)
Cellular component (GO): mitochondrion
Molecular function (GO): thiosulfate-cyanide sulfurtransferase activity
Source: RefSeq, a predicted model, not a curated record
AUGGAGGUGGCGGUGGAGGUGCUGGUAUGGGGGAAGUUCGCGUUCUGGUGCCUGGCCGUGCAGCGUGCCGUCAGCCGCUUCCACGCCAGCCCCAUGAUUCUUAAAUGCUGUGACCUGAACGCGCCAAACCUGCACUGCAACGUGGCCGCGCUCGUGGGCGGCCCGGCGGCGGGACGGGCGGCGCCCGCCGAGUGGCCCGGGCCCUAUCCCGGCAUCGCGUUCGAGGAGCUGCAGCCGCUGGUGCGUGCCAACGCCAUCUUCCUGCUGGACGUGCGCAACCGGUCCGAACUGCUGGACCAGGGCCGCCCGCCGAACUCCCACAACUUGCCGCUGCACGAGCUGAACGAGGCCCUGACGCUGACGGCUGCCGCCUUCCGUGAGAAGUACGGCUUCGUGCUGCCGCCACCUGAGCAGGAGAUGGUCCUGAUGUGUUAUUCCGGCCUUCGCGCCGAGGCUGCUGCUGCUAAGAUGAUUCCCGCCGGUUACGGCAACCUGCGUCUCUACUACGGCUCUUUCAAAGACUGGGCGCGCCGCGGCGCGCCCGUGUCUCGCGAAAUUCCGGCGGAGACGUGCGGCGCGGCUUGCCGGUGGCAAGGACCUGGUGCUGGAUAUUCGCCCAGCGGCGAUCCGUGA